This is a messenger RNA of Akanthomyces muscarius, 2541 nucleotides long. RefSeq lists its product as uncharacterized. The record is from RefSeq and is a predicted model, not a curated record. Gene Ontology annotation, cellular component: COPI vesicle coat. The transcript is spliced from 5 exons. Bases 1 to 2541 code for a protein of 846 amino acids. NCBI's taxonomy places the organism in Eukaryota, Fungi, Ascomycota, Sordariomycetes, Hypocreales, Cordycipitaceae. Gene Ontology annotation, biological process: endoplasmic reticulum to Golgi vesicle-mediated transport; intra-Golgi vesicle-mediated transport; intracellular protein transport. Gene Ontology annotation, molecular function: protein binding; structural molecule activity.
AUGAAGCUCGACGUCAAGCGCCAGCUCUACACCCGUAGCGACCGAGUCAAGGGCAUCGAUUUCCACCCUCACGAGCCUUGGGUGCUCACGACCCUGUACAAUGGCAACGUCAACAUCACCUCGUACGCCACUCAGGCGGUCGUCAAGACCUUUGAGAUGACCGAUGUCCCGGUCCGUGCCGGUAGAUUCAUCGCUCGAAAGAACUGGAUUGUCUGCGGUUCCGAUGACUUCCAGCUUCGCGUCUACAACUACAACACCUCCGAGAAGAUCACCUCCUUCGAAGCCCACCCCGACUAUAUCAGAGCCAUUGUUGUGCACCCCACGCAGCCAUUUGUCCUGACUGCCUCCGAUGACAUGACCAUCAAGCUGUGGGACUGGGAAAAGGGCUGGAAGUGCGUGCGUGUCUUCGAGGGUCACAGCCACUACAUCUUGUCCCUGGCCAUCAACCCCAAGGACACCAACACCUUUGCCUCCGCGUGUCUGGACAGAACCGUCAAGAUCUGGAACCUCGGAUCACCGCACGCCAACUUCACCCUUGAAGCUCACGAGACCAAGGGUGUCAACCACGUCGACUACUACCCCCACUCUGACAAGCCUUACCUACUCACAACCUCCGAUGACCGAACAAUCAAGAUUUGGGAUUACACGACCAAGUCGCUCAUUGCGACACUCGAAGGCCACACACACAAUGUUUCAUUUGCCGUCUAUCACCCCGAGUUGCCCGUCAUUGUCUCUGGUUCAGAGGAUGGCACCCUGCGAGUGUGGCACGCCAACACGUACCGUUUCGAGACAUCUCUCAACUAUAGUAUGGAGCGCGCCUGGUGUGUUUCCUCGCAAAAGGGACAGCAAUGCAUUGCUGCCGGUUAUGACGAUGGUGUUGUCGUUGUCAAGCUUGGUCGUGAGGAGCCUGCCGUGUCCAUGGAUCCCUCCGGCAAGCUCAUCUGGGCUAAGCAUAACGAGGUCGUUUCUUCCAUCAUCAGAGGAGAUCCCGAAACCAAGGACAACGAUGCUAUUUCACUGCCUACCAAGGACCUCGGAACCUGCGAAGUCUACCCUCAGACCUUGAUCCACUCGCCCAAUGGACGGUUUGUCGCCGUUUGCGGUGAUGGCGAAUACAUCAUCUACACUGCUCUGGCGUGGCGUAACAAGGCUUUUGGUUCUGCCCUUGACUUUGUCUGGGCUUCCAAGGAAAACAGCAACGACUUUGCCAUUCGCGAAACACCGACGACUGUCAAGAUCUAUAAGAACUUUGCCGAAAAGUCCGGCGGCCUCGAUGUUGGCUUCCAGGCCGAUGGCUUGACCGGUGGUAUUCUUCUUGGCGUUACUGGACAGGGCGGCAUCUCGUUCUUUGACUGGGCUACUGGCGGCCUGGUUCGCAGAAUCGAGGUCGAACCCAAGCACGUUUAUUGGUCUGAGAGCGGCGAGCUUGUUGCGAUCGCCUGCGAGGAUACUUUUUACGUCUUGCGAUUCUCGCGCGAGAACUAUGUUGAAGCCGUCCAGGCUGGCCAAAUCGAGGAUGAUGGUGUGGAGGCUGCUUUUGAGGUCAUUACUGACAUCAGCGAGACCGUGCGCACUGGUGAAUGGGUUGGCGACUGCUUUAUUUACACCAACAGCACCAACCGCCUAAACUACCUGGUCGGUGACCAGACCUACACCGUUUCGCACUUUGACAAGGCCAUGUAUAUCUUGGGUUACAUCCAAAGAGACUCGAGAAUCUACCUUGCCGACAAGGAUGUCAACGUUACGUCGUUUGCUCUGUCGCUACCCGUCCUUGAGUACCAGACGCUUGUUCUGCGUGAGGAUAUGGAGACUGCGGCUGAGCUGCUGCCCACCAUUCCCAGCGAUCAGCUCAACAAGAUUGCCCGAUUCCUCGAGGGACAGGGCCAUAAGGAGCUCGCCCUGGAGGUCGCUACCGACCCCGAACACAAGUUCGAUCUCGCUCUCGGCCUGAACCAGCUCGACAUUGCCCUGGAGCUUGCCCGUGCCGCCGAUGUUGAGCACAAAUGGAAGACUGUUGGAGACGCAGCCCUUUCUGCUUGGGAUGUUGCCUUGGCAGCCGAGUGCUUCACUGCGGCGAAGGACAUUGGGUCGCUGUUACUGCUCCAUUCGUCCACGGGCGACCGCGACGGUCUGGCUAAGCUGGCCGUGCAAGCCGAGGAGAAAAGCGCUAACAAUGUCGCCUUUUCGUGUUACUGGCUGCUAGGAGACGUACAAAAAUGCCAGAGAAUUCUGACCAAGACGGAACGAUAUGCCGAGUCUGUGCUCUUUACACAGACAUACAAACCUAGCCUAGCUGCGGGCGCCGUCACAGAGUGGAGAGAAAGCUUAGAAAAGUCGAAGAAGGCUCGCGUAGCGAAGCUCAUCGGUCUUCCGGGCGAGGACGAUGACCUCUUCCCCGAAUGGGAUGCCUGGCUGAAGCUUGAGGCCGACGGCGGCUCUGCGAUUGAGAGUGCGCCCGUGGCGGUAAACGGACACGAGGACGUGGAAAUGGCCGCAGCCGAGGUCGAGGAGGCUGAGGAGGUCGAGGACGAGGACGAGUAG